This is a messenger RNA of Spea bombifrons (plains spadefoot toad), 884 nucleotides long. RefSeq names its product Josephin domain containing 2 (gene JOSD2). The transcript has 4 exons. Gene Ontology annotation, biological process: protein deubiquitination. The coding region runs from base 23 to 574 and encodes 183 amino acids. The record is from RefSeq and is a predicted model, not a curated record. Gene Ontology annotation, molecular function: cysteine-type deubiquitinase activity. Lineage: Eukaryota; Metazoa; Chordata; Amphibia; Anura; Pelobatidae.
UCCGGCUGAGUCCGAGUUCUGGAUGAUGGAGCCGGUGUUUCACGAGCGGCAGCGGCUUGAGCUGUGUGCGGUCCACGCACUGAACAACCUGCUUCAGAAGCCCGAAAUUACCCAGCAGCGAGCGGAGGAGAUCUGCCGAGGGUUGUCGCCAAACACCAUGAUUAACCCUCACCGCAGUCUUCUGGGAACCGGAAACUAUGAUGUCAAUGUUAUCAUGGUAGCUCUUCAGACUUUAGACUAUGCGGCUGUGUGGUGGGACAAAAGAAAGUCUCUGGAAAGCUUAGUCCUGAGUGAGAUCUUUGGAUUCAUCUUAAACAUCCCGUCGCCCAUCUCCCUGGGUUUCCUCUCUCUCCCGAUCACGCGCAAACACUGGAUCACAGUGCGGCAAAUUAAUGGAGUUUAUUAUAAUCUGGACUCCAAGCUGAAAGCCCCUGCCAAACUUGGAGGUCCCACAGAGCUCAAACAGUUCCUGCAGGACUGCAUCUCCAGAGGCUCAUGUGAAGUUCUGUUGGUUGUUCGGAAGGACGUUGAGGAGGCAAGACUUUGGAUAAAUGCUGAAGAACGUGCCUCCUGAAAAUGGAGUUUUGCGGAGAACAUUGACAUCUGUGUACGCCUCGGCUCAGCUGUGCUGAGCUCCUCACCCAAAGAUUUCUUAAGUUAUUUUACGGGCUUGUUCCCUUAACUCUAUUUAUUGGAGCUCUUGCUCUGCUGAUGCUACAAGUCGACCUUGUAACUGCAAGUACGAGACAAGUUUAUUAUGAAACGGCACAUGUAAAACUGUUCAUUUAAACUAUUGCACUGAUAUCCGUUUCCAAUGAUGCCUUAACAACCCUCGCUUUUCUGCAAUCCUAUUAAAAAUUUCUUCCUUUUUUAAUGAAAAACAC